CCGACGCAGGCAGCAGGGUGUGGCAGUCACCACUACUGGCGACAAAAUUUUCUAACAUGUCUUGUGGUUGGCAACAGGCUCAGAUCCCUCACGACUCGCGAAAUCUCUCGCGUCUUUGGGAGCAUUACUCCGCGCAGGGGCUUUAGCACAGUCGUCGAGGAAACAUUACACAAGAGCGUGGUCUCAAUGGACGUAUUAAUGUAAAAUAAUGGGACUUAACCCGUGGCUCAGUAAGGACUCGAUAGACAAGAACGCGGAGUAAUUGGGUGCGUUCGCUAUUUAUCUCUGGCAGUACGGAAUGAAUCGCUCUCAGCAAGGAAACACAUAUUCAACGAUUUGUUCGAAAUUGUGUGCGGUACGCUGGUUUCAUCGCAAUACGGCAGGAUACGACCCUAGUGUGAAUGCCAGUCACGCGAUUUUACUUCGAGGAAUUCGGCGAUUUACCAAUCCUGUCGUUAAGCAGCAGCCUCUGACAGCACGCCUGCUUCGUCUCAUUUUCGAAGAACUUGACCUCACGCAGACUCGACACCAACUUUUAUGGGGUGGUCUUCUACUCGGAUAUUUCUUCCUGCUGAGACCGAGCCAUGGUACAAGUCAAAGGAUCCGCUGA
Molecule: messenger RNA, 610 nt
Organism: Phytophthora infestans T30-4
Lineage: Eukaryota; Oomycota; Peronosporomycetes; Peronosporales; Peronosporaceae
Exons: 3
Coding region: 299-610 (103 amino acids)
Source: RefSeq, a predicted model, not a curated record